UUCUUAUGCCUUUUCACUUCUAACGUUUGACAGAUUAGCGUUCGAGGAAAUGCUAUCAAAGUAUGUAAGAAUCUCACUAACAAACUAGAAUCGCAAGUGACUGAAAAUGUAUACUAUUUUUCUGUCCUAUUACAUAAAUUUUAAGUUAGAAAUGAAAAGAUUUGCCAUCACCAUGGAGUUUUAAAUUAGGAUUAUGAAGGAUCUAAGUUUGGACUCCUCAAGUAAACUGGAAAUGUUUCGUUAUUUUUCAAAAGUUAAAAAAUAAAUUUCUCAUUACUAAUGCUUGGACAUUACAAAUUCUACUGCAAAUAAAUUCUACUGAAAAUGAUCAGAUAUAAGAAAACUUUUGAUAACACAACCUGGCCUCCAAGGCAUAAACUGGUGUAAAAACAUUCCUCAAUUCUCAGGCAUUUGUAAGGGCAAGAGAAAGUCUCAUUUUGUCAUACAGUUUGUUUAUUUGGGCACUGCAGUACAUCUGGCUGAAGACAAUCAACAGCAGGCCUAUUAUCUGUUCCGUGGCAAGCAGUGUUAAAAUGUGUACCAAUACUAUGAUGUAUACUACACUGUUAAUGAACUAAUGUGAAAAGAAUAAUCUACUUUAAAUCAUUCUAGCAUCUAAUACAGAAGUCCAGUCAAGUAUAAAAAGAUGGAAAUUACUUGCUAAUCCAAUUUCAAGUAUUUCUUUUUUGUGAAAGAAUCAUGAAAUAUCCAAAGAUUUAUGUCACUAAACUUAAAAAUUAAAGCUGAACACUAUUAUACAAAAGCCAGUGACUUGUGCCUUUAACUGUCUACUAAAGGUCAUAAUCUAAAAAGUAAUCUUAAUCCUAGAAUAUUUAAUAAAGAGUUUUUCCUCCCUACUAUUAAUAUGAAAUAUAGUCUCCAGUUAGCAUUGUUUAUUACAUGCUACUUUUGUUUGUAUAACUCAAUAUAUCACAUUUCUUAUUUUCAAUUUCUGUAUUUUAAUAGUAUACAAAUGUUAGCCAAUGACAUAUAACAACCAUUUCUUAUAAAACCUUGAUGUUCAAAAGCCUGACUAGCAGUGGCAUCCAUGUUGCUUAGGAGUUGGUUUGGAAACAAAGACUUUCAGGCCCUACCUAUACUAGCUAGAUUGCCAAGUAUGCCCACGGACAUGGAACACACAGGACAUUACCUACAUCUUGCCUUUCUGAUAACAACAGUUUUUUCUUUGUCUCCUGGAACAAAAGCAAACUAUACCCAUCUGUGGGCUAACAGUACUUCUUCCUGGGAUUCAGUUAUUCAAAACAAGACAGGCAGAAACCAAAAUGAAAACAUUAACACAAACCCUAUAACUCCUGAAGUAGAUUAUAAAGGUAAUUCUACAAACAUGCCUGAAACUUCUCACAUCGUAUCUUUAACUUCUAAAUCUGAACAGGAGCUUUAUAUACCUUCUGUCGUCAGCAACAGUCCUUCAACAGUACAGAGCAUUGAAAACACAAGCAAAAGUCAUGGUGAAAUUUUCAAAAAGGAUUUCUGUGCGGAAAACAACAACAACAUGGCAAUGCUAAUUUGCUUAAUUAUAAUUGCAGUGCUUUUUCUUAUCUGUACCUUUCUAUUUCUAUCAACUGUGGUUUUGGCAAACAAAGUCUCUUCUCUCAGACGAUCAAAACAAGUAGGCAAGCGUCAGCCUAGAAGCAAUGGCGAUUUUCUGGCAAGCGGUCUAUGGCCCGCUGAAUCAGACACUUGGAAAAGAACAAAACAGCUCACAGGACCCAACCUAGUGAUGCAAUCUACUGGAGUGCUCACAGCUACAAGGGAAAGAAAAGAUGAAGAAGGAACUGAAAAACUUACUAACAAACAGAUGGGUUAGUGAAGAAAAAUGCAAAGUAGCAAUGAGAAGGGUUAUGGAGUAAAAAUGAAGUCAGUUGGUAUUUAAUCCCAAAGUGUUGUUCUGAUGAUCUAAAAUUUGACAUGGUAGACCCUGCAAUUUAGAAUCAAGCAGGUGAGACAGGGAGAAAUAUGCCUGCUUAAUUACUUAAACUGUGUACUUUUGUUUUGACACUGAAUAUUUUAAAAAGCAAAUAAUAAAAUAACUAAGCAUUUGAGGAAAGUUUUAAGGAUAAAUUGAGGAAACUGAUUAAUAGAGAUAGCAAGGGAUAAUUAAAUAAAUAUUCCCCAUGUAGCAAUAGUGGUUAGAUGAUCUUUGUCUGAAUGUAAUUAAACUUUGAAUAGUUUUAGUGUGUCCUUAAAGCCAAGUAUAUGCUUUAACAUCAAAUGGAAGUCAAAUUCCUAAUGCAUAGAUAGAGCUAAACUGUGUUAAUUUAAUGGUAUCUUCUUUGCUGGGUGUGGCAGAAUCCAUACCAGCUUAUCAAUCAACACAGUUAAUUUUAGAAUAGAUCCUUUAUCUUUCCAUAUGGCACACGUAAGAAAGUGUUUUUUUACUAUUAAUAUUAAAUUAAAACCUUUACUUUUGUAUAAUAAAUUAAAACUCAGAAUAAACCUGUGACCAUGUA
Molecule: messenger RNA, 2471 nt
Organism: Pongo pygmaeus (Bornean orangutan)
Lineage: Eukaryota; Metazoa; Chordata; Mammalia; Primates; Hominidae
Gene: EVI2A
Product: ecotropic viral integration site 2A
Exons: 2
Coding region: 1049-1828 (259 amino acids)
Cellular component (GO): membrane
Source: RefSeq, a predicted model, not a curated record